Molecule: messenger RNA, 966 nt
Organism: Botrytis fragariae
Lineage: Eukaryota; Fungi; Ascomycota; Leotiomycetes; Helotiales; Sclerotiniaceae
Product: putative rna polymerase i and iii transcription factor complex component protein
Exons: 4
Coding region: 1-756 (251 amino acids)
Biological process (GO): DNA-templated transcription initiation
Molecular function (GO): RNA polymerase II general transcription initiation factor activity; DNA binding
Source: RefSeq, a predicted model, not a curated record
AUGGAUUCCAUUCAGACACACCCUUCCAGUGCCGUUGACGCUAAAAACUUCAUCGCACCUGGCUCACUGUCUUUCCCCGGUGGUGCUGCCGAUAUCACUCCACCAUCUACUAACGAAGCUGUCGCUGGAAAGCAGCAGGUAUCACCUGCGGCUCCCGUCGCUGCCUCACCACCUGCUACUCCUGCUGCAACCCCCGCUGCUACCCAAGGUGUCAGUGGAAUUGUCCCCACCCUACAAAACAUCGUUGCCACAGUCAACUUGGACUGCCGUCUUGACUUGAAGACCAUCGCACUACAUGCAAGAAACGCAGAAUAUAAUCCAAAGCGUUUCGCUGCGGUUAUUAUGCGUAUUCGCGACCCUAAGACUACUGCUUUGAUCUUUGCCUCGGGCAAGAUGGUCGUCACUGGUGCAAAGUCAGAAGACGAUUCGAAAUUGGCGUCCCGCAAAUACGCUCGUAUCAUCCAAAAGCUUGGUUUCAACGCAAAGUUCACCGAUUUCAAGAUUCAGAACAUCGUGGGUUCCUGUGAUAUCAAGUUCCCCAUUCGCUUGGAAGGACUUGCUUCGCGCCACAUGAAUUUCAGCUCUUACGAGCCUGAGUUGUUCCCCGGUCUUAUCUACAGAAUGAUGAAGCCUAAGAUCGUUCUUUUGAUCUUCGUCAGUGGCAAGAUUGUCUUGACGGGAGCAAAAGUCCGUGAGGAAAUUUACCAAGCUUUCGAGAUGAUCUAUCCCGUGCUUCAAGAUUUUAAGAAGGUCUGAUUCAGUUCAGAUGUACCACCACUUUUUUACAUUGUACAACAUUAUUUCACGAUCUUACGAACAUUAACAUGCAUGGUAGGCGUAUCAAAGGGGGGAAAAGAGUCAAAGAAGGGACUCAUAUAUUUGUGCUUUUCAGCAUGUUUACGCGUUACUAGUCCUUGAUAGACUGCGAAACAUCAUCUUUGACGGAUGGCAUUGGUGCGCAGGUCC